This is a messenger RNA of Drosophila rhopaloa, 852 nucleotides long. It is a transcript of the gene Cpr49Ah, whose product is annotated as endocuticle structural glycoprotein SgAbd-2. The coding region runs from base 94 to 666 and encodes 190 amino acids. Lineage: Eukaryota; Metazoa; Arthropoda; Insecta; Diptera; Drosophilidae. The transcript has 2 exons. The record is from RefSeq and is a predicted model, not a curated record. Gene Ontology annotation, molecular function: structural constituent of chitin-based larval cuticle. Gene Ontology annotation, cellular component: chitin-based extracellular matrix.
CACUAGCCAGUGCAAUCAGUGCCAGCCAAACGGGCGACAAAGCGGGUUAAUUCAGUGGAAUACAGUGGAUAAGCAGCAGAAACUCCUUGCGAAAUGAAAGUGCUCAUACUUCUUGCGCUGUUGGUCCUUUCGUGCCAAGGACAACACCACCAUCCGCACCAGCAUCAAAGUGUAAAUAAUAUUCCGCGCGAUGACAAGCCGGAUCACCAUCGCCACGAAGAUCACCGAGAAACCAGCACCUGGAUACCCAUAAUCAAGUACAACAAGGAGCAGAGCGAGGAUGGAAGCUACAAGACGGAGUACGAGACGGGCAAUAGCAUCGUUCACGAGGAGACGGGUUUCCUCAAGGACUUCGACACGAAUCCGAAUGGUGUGUUGGUCCAGCAUGGCCAGUACUCGUACCAAUCUCCUGAGGGAACUCUGGUGAAUGUGCAAUACACGGCCGACGAGAAUGGCUUCCGGGCCACGGGGGAUCAUAUACCCACUCCGCCGGCCAUUCCCGAGGAGAUCCAGAAGGGACUUGACCAGAUCUACGCCGGCAUUAAGUUGCAACAGGAACGCCUGGAGCAGCGGGCCAAGACGGAUCCGGACUUUGCCAGGAAGCUGGAGGAGCGACGGGUGGCCAACCAGAAUGGCCAGUACAUUGGCCUGCUGGAGAACCAGUAGACGAGCUCCGCCCAUCCCAUUCCCCCACCGAACCGAUGAUCCUGGAAACGUGACUCAUUCGCAUUCUAUAUCAACAACAACAAGACUGUGAUUUCACUCUGCAAGUUAUUCCAAAUCGCUGUACCACUCUGAUUGAUAAAACUUUAAUAACUCCCUUAAUUUUCAAUUAAGUUCCAUACACAAACA